Molecule: messenger RNA, 1224 nt
Organism: Limanda limanda (common dab)
Lineage: Eukaryota; Metazoa; Chordata; Actinopteri; Pleuronectiformes; Pleuronectidae
Gene: sh2d7
Product: SH2 domain containing 7
Exons: 8
Coding region: 1-1224 (407 amino acids)
Cellular component (GO): cytoplasm
Source: RefSeq, a predicted model, not a curated record
AUGGAGCUGCAGGAGCAGGGAGGCCUGAAGGAGCUGGUGCUGCAGGAGCAGGGAGGCCUGAAGGAGCAGGAGCAGGGAGGCCUGAAGGAGCUGCAGGAGCAGGGAGGCCUGAAGGAGCUGGUGCUGCUGUGGUUCUCUCAGACUCAGGCUCAGAUCCUCCCCGACUGGUUUCAAGGCUUCGCUGCCAGAAGGGAAGCAGAGGAUCUCCUGAGAGAGAAACCUCGGGGCUGUUUCCUCGUCCGCCUCAGUGAAAAGGCCGUGGGCUACAUCCUGUCCUACAGGGGCCACGACAGGUGCCGCCAUUUUGUCAUCACCCAGGAUCCCUAUGGGCAGUUUGUCAUAUCAGGAGACUGUCAGACGUUUCAGCGCCUGACGGAGCUGAUUGAACAUUACAGGCUCAGCCCCAUCCAGCCGUUUGGAGAACACCUGACCUGCAGCUGCAACGAGGAAGAGGAGCUGUACGAUGUGGUGAACUACAAAACCAAAGAGAAGACGUCACGGCUGAGCGUCCAAGCUCUGCGGAUCCUGUGGGACCAGAGGAGUCCCCGUCUCAGCACCACCAACAGGAAGCAGAGGGAACAGCAGCAACAUGAGCCCGUCACAGUGCAGCCACCGGACCUUCCAAUCAAAUCCAAGAGCAGACAACUGACAGGGACAGUGUCCGACACCACGUCCCCCUCUCAGGUUGCCCCCCCACUACCAAGGAGAGGCUUUCCUCCGGGCUUCUCUCUGAGCGGAUCUCUACCUGAAACCACGUCACAGGAGAGUGAAGCCCAGAGCAGCUCCACCAGAGAGGAGGCGCUGGGAGGAGACUCCACCACAGACUCAUUCCACACAACCUCUCCAGCUGGGAACACAUCUUCUGAGCUGACACAGACCGAGAGUAGGAGCCAGGCUCUACCACAGCUGGAGAGCAGCAGUGAGGAGGAGGAGGUCACCUGCUCCAACUACUUCCUCCACGACCCCUCCAGGCCCCGCCCCUUGUACCAGGCGUCCGAGGGACAGACAGACGUCCUGUACGCUCAGGUCGCUGAGAGGCCGAGCGCCAGCGGUCCACCUGAUGACACCUACGAGCAGAUCCCCAGGGAGGCCGGCCCUCCGUCCAGCGUCCAGAGCAACACCUACGAGUCUCUGGAGGACAUGAAGACCAAGAAGUCCAAAAGCUCCUGGGGGAAAAACAACAUGAAAUGGAAGAAAUUCUUCCCUGAAUACAAGAAGAAAUAA